AUGUCAAAAAGAAAUCUCCCUCCUCAAGAAUCCUCACAAUUCCUCCUAAGCGAACUGAACGACAGCAAUUCAUCCUUCGAAAAAGACGAGGAUGGGUCAUCAAAGACGUCCAUGAAUCCCAGCGGCAGCGGAGAAAAGAUGACAAAAGCAGCUGAAGAAACAGAAACAGAAUACGAGCAGAUAGCAACUGAGAAGAUCAUGUCCAUCAAAGCGGAAGUUGAGAAGAUUCAGCAACAGAUCGCGGAUUAUAGCAAGGAACAACUACAGGAGGAAUUCAAGAUAUUGGAAGAAAUGUUGAUACAGCAAACGCUGACACUGGAUAAUAUUGAUACUAGAGCCUUAGAUUCUGUGAGGGAGUUGAGAAAAAAUACCAUACGUUUCGUUCAGGACUGCAUGAAGCAGAUGGACGUUAAAUUGAAGUAA
Messenger RNA from Anoplophora glabripennis (Asian longhorned beetle), 423 nucleotides. RefSeq names its product BAG family molecular chaperone regulator 5-like. Gene Ontology annotation, molecular function: protein-folding chaperone binding; adenyl-nucleotide exchange factor activity. Gene Ontology annotation, cellular component: cytosol; nucleus; cytoplasm. The record is from RefSeq and is a predicted model, not a curated record. Bases 1 to 423 code for a protein of 140 amino acids. Gene Ontology annotation, biological process: protein stabilization. The transcript has a single exon. Lineage: Eukaryota; Metazoa; Arthropoda; Insecta; Coleoptera; Cerambycidae.